AUGAGCGACUGGGACACCGUCACUAAGAUCGGCAGCAAGACCCGCGGCGGCGCUGCCCCGCGUGAGACCACUGUCAAGGGCCGCAGCGCUCUGAACGCUGCCCAGCGCAGUGGUGCGGUCCUCGGAUCCGAGAAGAAGUUCACCACCGGUAACAUUUCUGCAAAGGCCGGCGCCCCCGACGGCCAGCACUUGACCAAGGUCGACCGCAGCGACGAUAUCAUCAAGCCCAAGACCGUCGGCUACGCCGUCGCAGAUGCCAUCAAGAAGCGCCGAACCGAGGAGGGCUACAAGAUGACCCAGAAGGAACUCGCCACCAAGUGCAACACCACCAUCACCAUUGUCCAGGACUUCGAGCGUGGCUCCGCCACCCCGGACCAAAAGGUUCUCUCCUCUAUGGAGCGCGUGCUCAACAUCAAGCUCCGUGGCAGUGACAUUGGAGCCGAGAAGUUCGCCAAGAAGAAAUAG
This is a messenger RNA of Penicillium waksmanii, 465 nucleotides long. RefSeq names its product multiprotein-bridging factor 1 (gene mbf1). Lineage: Eukaryota; Fungi; Ascomycota; Eurotiomycetes; Eurotiales; Aspergillaceae. Gene Ontology annotation, molecular function: DNA binding. Bases 1 to 465 code for a protein of 154 amino acids. The transcript has 2 exons. The record is from RefSeq and is a predicted model, not a curated record. Gene Ontology annotation, cellular component: nucleus.